AUGAAUCCACAUUUGAUCAUGUUGACCAUGUUUAGCCGCUUCCUCGAUUGGUUGGCUUUGCUACAGUGUCGCCGUACAUACUGUUUGCUGUCGGUGACCAACUACACGAACGGGCUCAUAAUCGUCUCAUGGCUGUUUGGCACCUAUGGGCUCGCAUUGGACCUCAUGUACUGCGCUUCUUCGUGCAUGUUCGGAAUUGCCAUCACUGGGCUUUAUUUGAACUGCAUAACUUUAAUGGUCCCCGACAUGAUAUACAAGAUCCUUGUCUCAUUAUGCGCCCUGUUCUAUGGCAUCCAUGAAGCGGACGCAGGUGCCGAAAACGCUGUGUACCGGCUGACGCUUGUCCUCGUCGCUGUCGUUCUCCAGUUCGUUGAGAAUUACGUGCUUUUCCAAUCGUUGUCGGCCAUACAUCUGCAAGCACAACAGCUUGUUCAACGACGUCCACCCCCUACCUACAGUCAACUGUACAUCGUUGAACUCUGCCAAUCUUCAGGAUCGUGUGCAACGGCGAAGAUAACGAUGAUCCAAGCAGGGGACGAGCCAAACUCGUCCCAGAAACGUCCUCCGCCGUGCUAUGAGCUGGCUAUAGAGCAUUGA
Ostertagia ostertagi is the source of this 597-nucleotide messenger RNA. NCBI's taxonomy places the organism in Eukaryota, Metazoa, Nematoda, Chromadorea, Rhabditida, Trichostrongylidae. The record is from the annotation of a GenBank genome assembly.